Molecule: messenger RNA, 990 nt
Organism: Miscanthus lutarioriparius
Lineage: Eukaryota; Viridiplantae; Streptophyta; Magnoliopsida; Poales; Poaceae
Source: the annotation of a GenBank genome assembly
AUGCCACCGCAGGAUUUCGGCAUGGUUGAUUCUGUUCAUGACAACAUUGUGCUGAACAAGUGUAUCAAGGACAUCCUUGCACUAAUCAAACCAGUAGAGGAUGAUAGAAGCAAGCGGCUAUCCACAAUUCAGGAGCUGGAAAAUUGUAUCCAUUCUCUUGCAUCUCUGUCAGGUGCUGCUGUGAAACCUUUUGGAUCCUUUGUAUCAGAUCUUUACUCAAAAUCAGGCGACUUAGAUUUAUCAGUUCAGCUCUGGAAUGGUUCAAACCACCCUAUAAACAAGAGAAAGAAGCAGAAUACCUUGAGAGAAGUUAGGAAAGCUUUACUAAGUCGAGGUAGUCUUUGUUAUAUUGCUCUCAAGAUAGAUAAACAUGUGUUACUGGAUACAUGCAGUUCAUUCCACAUGCAAGAGUUCCAGUCCUUCAAUAUGUCGGCAACCGCUUUGGCAUCUCCUGUGAUAUAUGAAUUGACAACUUUGUUGACAUCCGAGCCACCAAUUCUACCACCUCUGAAUGAGAUUUAUGAAGGGAACAUUACAGAAGCGGCACUUUAUAAUGACCAACAUCUUGAUGAGUUUGCUCGUAUCAAUGCCUUUACGGAUAGUGUCAUAUCAACUUACUCAGGCCAGAUUGGGCGAAUCCAGGACGACCCAAGUUGGAUGACGAAAUCUUACCAUUUAUUUGUUGAAGAUCCAGUUGAGAGACCUGAUAAUGCUGCUAGAGCAGUUAGUAUGAAAGGCCUUGACCGCAUUGCUAGUGCAUUCAAUGAUGCUUGUCACAAGUUUAACUCCCUGGAACAUAUUGACCGGAAUGAAUUAUUGGCGCUGUUGUGUACCCCUGUUGUUGGCUUGAAACUUGGUGGGAAAGUCAUAGCAAACCCUUACCCAAAAACUCCACAAAGGAAUAAUCAGCAUACCAGAAAUGGAGGACGGGCUGGGCGUGAUCAAGGUCAAGCACCCAGAGAAUCAGAUCAGUCCAUAAAGACCCACUAG